AUGAACAAAAGUAUCUUUGACCCCUGCCUACACUUUGGUCAUGUAGUUCAAACGAAGACGAAGGAUGGAGAGACAUUCGAAGGGGAACUCUACUGUUACGAUACAAAUUUCAAGUUCAUAAUCAUUAAGGAUGAGAGUAAAAAUGGCACUGCAAACUUUUACAUUAUUAAGACAGAUAUUAUCGUAGAUAUAGAGAUACGAAGAAGAAUAAAAAUUCUGCAUGACCCUCUUCCACAAAUUGAGAGGUCCCUCAUCGAGAAAAUCGAAAAGAAGGCUUUAGAAAACUUUGAACAAAUCAAGGCACGUAUAGGUAUUGGCGUAACGCAGGAAGCACAGGAGCUCUUCGAUUUUAUAUGGAAAACGCAUCCAGACUGCACUUGGAGCAAUAAAGACAUUUUGGUCCUUAACGGAGAAGUCAGGAUCAAGCCUCCUUAUGGACCCGAUAACUGCGUAGCGAAGAAUGAAAAUCUCAAGGAUAGAUUCUCGACCGUGAUCUCGAAGUUUCGCCAAAAGAAGAAUAAUAUGCCCAGUUGGGGCUGA
Messenger RNA from Plasmodium knowlesi strain H, 540 nucleotides. RefSeq names its product lsm12, putative. Bases 1 to 540 code for a protein of 179 amino acids. NCBI's taxonomy places the organism in Eukaryota, Apicomplexa, Aconoidasida, Haemosporida, Plasmodiidae. The record is from RefSeq and is a predicted model, not a curated record. The transcript has 3 exons.